AUGCACCCUGUUAGCAGAGAAUUAUCUGGCGGGAACAGCAUCAGCUCGCUGCUCAACAACCACCAAAUCUCACCCCUCGCCGGAUUGCAGCCGGAGAAUCCCCAAUUCGAUCCGGCCGCCGCCUCCCACGACGAUUUCCUCGAGCAGAUGCUCUCCUCCGUGUCCUGCUCGGCCGCCUUCCCCUGGGAUGACGGCCACGCGCCGCCGCAACUGGAGGACCGGUCCGCGGCGGCGCUGGCGUCCAGGCUGCGGCAGCACCAGAUCGGCGGCGGUGCGGCCAAGGCGUUGAUGCUCCAACAGCAGCAGUUUCUUCUCUCGAGUGGUCUAGCCGCGGCCGGUGGAGACGACGGCGCGCUCUUCUCCAUGCCCAACGGCGACCAAAUCGACGUUAACUCGUUCAAAUCUAUUAACACGGCAAAUGAUGCAUCGGUUAAAGCUCUAUUCAAUGGCUUCGUCGGAUCCAUGGAUCAAACUGCAAAUCCGCCUCAGCAGUUUCACCAUCCUCAGGCCCAGAGUUUUGGUGCCGCCGAGGCAGCGGCGGCGCCGGCCAUGAACCAACCAGCUACGAGCGGCGGAGGAGCAUCUGCCUCCGGCGGACAGCCGCGGCAGAAGGUGAGAGCUCGGAGAGGACAAGCGACUGACCCUCACAGCAUAGCUGAAAGGUUACGGAGAGAGAGGAUUGCGGAGAGAAUGAAGUCACUGCAGGAGCUCGUACCGAAUGCCAAUAAGACUGACAAAGCCUCAAUGCUGGAUGAGAUCAUCGACUAUGUUAAAUUCCUCCAGCUCCAAGUCAAAGUUUUGAGCAUGAGCAGAUUAGGAGGUGCUGCAGCUGUUGCCCCUUUGGUUGGUGAUAUGUCCUCUGAGGGAAAGAGCGGCAACGGGACACACACGACAUCAUCAUCUAACAACAACAAGAACGAUGGAACGAGCAUAACAGAGCAACAAGUGGCGAAGCUGAUGGAAGAAGACAUGGGGUCCGCCAUGCAGUAUCUACAAGGCAAGGGCCUCUGCCUCAUGCCGAUUUCACUUGCCACCGCCAUUUCCACCGCCACAACCUCUAACUCUAGAAAACCCCCUCUUAUUAACAACAACAACAACAACAAUAUCGUCAGUAACCUAAUGAACACAGUGAACACGCACAGCCGAAGCUCGACUUCUCCUAACAUAUCGAUAUUGACCGGCCAGUCUUCCGCUCGAGAAACCUCCGUGAAAGAUGCAUCAUCCGUCUCCAUGUCUUGA
Molecule: messenger RNA, 1239 nt
Organism: Striga hermonthica
Lineage: Eukaryota; Viridiplantae; Streptophyta; Magnoliopsida; Lamiales; Orobanchaceae
Source: the annotation of a GenBank genome assembly